Molecule: messenger RNA, 816 nt
Organism: Trichomonas vaginalis G3
Lineage: Eukaryota; Parabasalia; Trichomonadida; Trichomonadidae
Exons: 1
Coding region: 1-816 (271 amino acids)
Source: RefSeq, a predicted model, not a curated record
AUGAAUGUAUUCCAUUUAGUGUCACUUUUUGGCUGCAUGACAUCCCUUCAGAAAUCAAGACCAAAUGUAAAUAAAAGUUUGGUCUCCAUCCGUCAUGAGUUUCUGAAUUUCAAAGUCAAAUUAUUUUUUUCAUUUCUUAUGAAUGAAAAAAAUCUGAAGAUCUGUGAAGAUAUCCUAAGAGAUUUUCUUCGUCUACCUGCAUCUAAGCUUAUUUGGGACAAUAAAGUUAAUUGUUUUGGCGAAACACUUGAUAUUCGCACCACUUUAUCCGAUAUUUCAUUAAAGGUUCAGAGAAAUGAAUACACUUCAGUUUCAGAGUUCAUGGAAGAAACAACUGAAGUCAUUACAACUGCAAGAUCAAAGAAAAAUAAAGUUCCCAUUGUUGUUGCUUUAUGUGACGAUAUGAUUAAAGAACUGAACAAAAUUUAUGUUUAUUACGCUGACAUUACUGCAAAAAGAAAAGAGCAUGAAGAAAAAAUCCGUUCAUUGUAUGAAGAAUGGUAUAAACAUAAAUCUCCAGAAAGUGAAGGCGAUCAAAGCGUGAAACCACAAAAAGUAACGUUUGGAUCUCAUAUGCUUAACAAAGACCCGGCAACAUUCACAGCCCAUGAUUUUACAGUUCUGAUAAACAUUAUCAAAGUUCCAGACAUCAUUACAAGAAUUGCCGCCUUUAUCUACUUUAUACAGCCAGAAGCAAUUUCUUUGACUGACUCCAUUUCAAUCCACACUUCUCUCCUCAAAGAAGAAAACAUCCCAAAGAUUGCUGAAUACGCACAAGUGUUACUGAAAGAAGCUGCUAUCAGAGAUAUGGUUUGA